Molecule: messenger RNA, 4184 nt
Organism: Boeremia exigua
Lineage: Eukaryota; Fungi; Ascomycota; Dothideomycetes; Pleosporales; Didymellaceae
Exons: 3
Coding region: 1-3798 (1265 amino acids)
Biological process (GO): replication fork reversal; interstrand cross-link repair; double-strand break repair via synthesis-dependent strand annealing
Molecular function (GO): four-way junction helicase activity; four-way junction DNA binding; 3'-5' DNA helicase activity
Source: RefSeq, a predicted model, not a curated record
AUGUCGGAUAGCGAUGACUACGGCGACGGUUACGACGACACUGAGUUCUUCAAUGCGGCGACGCAGGUCGAAACAGACGACACGCCUACAUUCCAGCCGUCGCCACGAGCAACCAAGCGCCGUAAGAUCAGUGAGGCACGUGACAAGGCCAAGUCCAUUCCGUCCAAGCAGACACCGAAUCGACGACGACAACCAUUCGCAGGGUCAUCUGACGAAGACGUCUCUGAUUUUGCAGCCAACAGCGGCAAUGAGUCCUUCAAUGCACGAAAGCGGCCAUCAACUCGCAAUAAGAGGGCCACAUCCAAGCAGCAUGACGGAAUAGACGGGGAGGAUAUAUCGCCUGUACGAGCUACAGUAGCUCAGAAACGGCGAGAGCGCAUACAUAUCCCGACAGCAGACCUUGAUAUGACAGACGUCUUCUUCACCCAACCGCCACGAGAGCAUUCUCCGCCGUGGAAGCCUAGAGGCGCAAUCUGGGCGAAGCCGACCAGUAUCGGAGUGCACAAAAACUCCGCGGAGCCUACGAGGCGGAGCGGACUGGAUACAAUGAAAACCAUGGCCUUGCCUACUCCCGCAGUUGCUGGCGCGUCGGCAGCUUAUGAUUACACGCAGGACCUCGCUGACCUACCCUCUGAUGCGUUCUCAUCCUCAGCAGGAUCACCGCAAAAGCCGGACGCGGACGACGUCACCUUUAUGUCGGAAACUCGUACAAGAGUCAUGGCACCUCAGACCGGGUUGCGACAAACUACUUUAUUUGGAAGACAGGGUGUCGACGGUCAAAUUCCACCAUCGCAACUAAACAAGCGUUACAAUUUUGUCGUCGACCAAAGGCAGGAGCCUCCAACUCACCACAAACUCGACCAGGAAGCCCUGAAAACAUGGGUGUAUCCGACAAACCUGGGAACUAUCCGCGAUUAUCAGUUUAACAUCGUGCAAAGAGGUUUGUUCCACAACCUCCUCGUUGCUUUGCCUACCGGACUAGGAAAAACCUUCAUUGCAGCAACAGUCAUGUUAAACUGGUAUCGCUGGACAGUCGACUCGCAAAUCGUGUUUGUUGCGCCAACUAGGCCGCUUGUGGCCCAGCAGGUUCAAGCUUGCUUUGGUAUCGCUGGUAUCCCUCGAUCCGCUACCACUAUGCUUACGGGAGGAAUCAAAACCGGGAUAAGAUCAGAGGAGUGGAAGAGCAAGCGUGUGUUCUUCAUGACACCACAGACACUGUUGAACGACCUCAAGCACGGGUACGCAGAUCCCAAGAAGAUUGUCCUCAUUGUAGUCGAUGAGGCGCAUCGCGCGACCGGAUCAUACGCAUACGUAGAGGUAGUCAGCUUCCUUCGACGCUUCAAUCAGAGCUUCCGUGUUCUGGCUCUCACAGCUACUCCAGGCGCCGAUGUCGAGGCGGUCCAAAAGGUCAUCGAUGGGCUUGACAUCUCGAAGGUGGAGAUUCGAACCGAAAACUCAAUGGACAUCUGCAGCUACGUGCAUCAGCGUAGGGUUGAGAAACGCGUCUUCCAAAACAACGAGGAGAUGGAGAUGUGCAUGGACUUGUACAGCCAGGCUUUGCAGCCAUUGGUCAACCAAGUCGCGGGAAUGGGGGCGUAUUGGAGCAACGAUCCGCGAACACUCACGCCGUUCGGUUGCACGCAGGCAGCAAGCAAAUGGGUAAACGAGACUGGGCGGCAUGCGAACCAGGGUGUGAAGAACAUGGUCCGCACUAUCCUGACUCUGCUGGCAUCUAUUUCUCACGGCAUGGAUCUGCUCAAGUUUUAUGGCAUGGCGCCCUUCUACACAAAGCUCAAGGAUUUCAGGGACGAUAGCGAAAAGACGAAGUCAAAGUAUAAGAAGCAGAUUCUUGAUAGCGACGCUUUCAAGAAGCUCAUGACUCGGCUAGAGAUGUGGCUCAACGAUGAGACCUUUACCGGACACCCCAAACUCGAGUACGUGCAGGAGUGCAUCCUAGAGCACUUUGUCAAUGCUGGCGAUGGACCAAACGCUUUGCAGACCAGAAUCAUGGUUUUUGCUCACUUCCGAGAUAGCGCUGAAGAGAUUGCUCGCAUAUUAAAGAAACACGAGCCCAUGAUCCGGCCUCGUGUGUUUGUUGGCCAAGCAGCAGCAAAGAACUCGGAAGGCAUGAAUCAAAAACAGCAACUUGAAGCAAUCGAAGACUUCAAGGCAGGCAAAUUUAACACCCUAAUUGCCACCUCCAUCGGCGAGGAAGGUCUCGACAUCGGUGAAGUCGAUCUCAUCAUCUGUUACGACUCAAAGGCGUCACCGAUCCGCAUGUUGCAGAGGAUGGGGCGUACUGGUCGUAAGCGCGAGGGAAAGAUCAUCAUGCUUCAAAUGCAAGGAAAGGAGGAGAACGAUGCCAACAAGGCCAAAGACAGCUACGAAAAGAUGCAAGAGCUCAUUGCAAACGGGUCCCAUUUUACGUUUCACGAUGAAACAUCCCGAAGGAUUGUACCAACGGAUGUUAAACCUGUUGUCGACCGCCGGAUCGUCGACAUCCCUCCAGAGAACUCACAGGGAGACUGGCUUCCCGAGCCCAAAAAGAAGGGUCGAGUAAAAAAGCCUCCAAAGAAGUUCCACAUGCCGGAUGGUGUUCUGACCGGCUUCGUUACCGCGGGGCGGAUGGACGAAGAGAUCGUCCCUAAGGGACGUGGCAAGAAAGCGCCUGUUAUCACGUACCCAAGCGAGGAGGCGAUAGAGAUACCAUCAUUCGAAUCGGUGCUGCUAAACGAAAUAGAGACGAACGAUCUAGAGAGGCGGUUUCAGACUGUGUACGAUGACGACGACGCACCGAUGGUUAGUGCUCUGGAUCUCGGUCAAUACGCUGAUCAUCAGCGGACGUUAACCAAGACACACCUUCUGUCAAUAUCCGGACGAAACACACGGGAUUUUGUAGCAAUGAUGCAGCGCGUCCACGAUAUGGACACCAACCGUGUCGAGUCCUUCAAACAAAACCUCCACCUUGCCGAUUACGAGUCGGAUAGUUUGGACAGCAAUAGUCUCAUCGCAGAUACAGCAGCGCGGCCGGCGAUACGCGACGAUAUGUGGGCUGAUGAUGAUCCUGCAUCACAGGAGAUCGUCAAGUCAAAAGCAAAAAGCAAAGCCAAACCAAAGGCAGCACCAAAGCCAAAAGCCAAACCUGAAUCCCAACCAAAGGCGAAAGUACCGCUGGAGGCCCCCGCUGCUCGUGGCCGCCCACGGAAAGAAGCCGCCACAGUAAUUGCUGCAUACACGCCAGUUCGACCGUCGAAUGUAAUCUUGCAAACACCACAGACAAGAACACCCGAUUGGGGGGUAUCGGCACUGGCUGCGGAGGGCGAGGGCUCGUCGCCACCUCCUACAGAUCCUCGUUUCCGUAUAGCCUCGCAAGCGGAUACUAUAGGCUCUCAGGAUAGCAUGGCUGGUAUGGAGGCGGAAGAUAACUCUCUCUGGAGAUUGGAUUCAGACCUUCAAAGUUUCAUUGUCGACAGCACAGUUGUGGAAGAAGAAGUCCCGGCAUCGAGUCUGCCCAACCUUGACUUCAAUGGCCUCGGAAAGGCCACACAGGCGAUGAUCAGAUCCGCUACAAAGACAAAGAGACCCGCAAGAGCCGAGAAGCUCUUCACUAGCGACGUUACGGACAACGACGCGGUGGUUAGCAGCGACAGUGACAACGAUGCACCUUUGCUUGACCCGGGCAAAGGUGCAACUAGAAAGCACAUUUGUGUUAUAGACUCUUCGGAGGUGUCUUCGCCGGUAAAACAGAGGAAGAGAGCGCGAAGGGUGGUUUUGGAUGACGACGAUGAUGAUGAAUGAACCUUACAUGCAUGUAUAUCAAGACACUAGAUGGCUCUGCCAGCGUCGCAGCAAUGAUACCUUUUUCGCACUUUGGCUUAUGCAAAUUGUUUCCAGUACUCGGGUUCAAAGCCUUCCAGUUGCUGCGUGUACAAAUUCCCAGCUUUGACCCAGCCUUUGAUGCCGCCUUCAAGGGUCAAAGACUGCAAUUGAUUGUCGUCUUGUUCGGCAAUGUAGUCUGCGAACCAGCCUGAACAGCGCGGGCCUCUGCCAUUUGACGAACCUAACACGUUUCAGCCACCGUGCAGUCAGCGAGGCGAACACCCGGCAACAGCAUGACACUGGGCUCACAUUCCCCACAUCAUCAAUGGAGUUGCGUUACUUACCACAAUAGAACGCAACCUUCU